UCAAAUUUGACAUUCACCAAGGGUGUUGGUACACCUAAGUAUAUGGCACCCGAGUUGUUGAAUGGACAGAAAUACUCAAUUGCUGCAGACGUGUAUUCACUUGGUAUUACUUUCUUUGAGGCAUUUGCAUGGAAAGACGCUUUUGGAGACGUGAAAUAUUUCUUUGAAAUACCCGAGUUGGUCUCCAAUGGGAAGCGACCAGAUGACAAGUGUCUUAGUGAUGUUGAAAGGGGUUUACUUGAAGAGAUGUGGGCACAAAAACGGAAAGAAAGAAUAACGUGUGAGGAGGUUGUUGAUAUUAUACAGAAAAUGUUCGAUAAAACAAAAAAUGAAAAUUUUUAA
Messenger RNA from Entamoeba invadens IP1, 342 nucleotides. RefSeq names its product protein kinase domain containing protein. The record is from RefSeq and is a predicted model, not a curated record. Gene Ontology annotation, biological process: protein phosphorylation. The transcript has a single exon. Lineage: Eukaryota; Evosea; Mastigamoebida; Endamoebidae. Gene Ontology annotation, molecular function: protein kinase activity; ATP binding. The annotation marks the transcript as partial.